AUGGACACUGAAGCAAAGGUUCCCAGCACAAGGAGAAGAGAUCUCCCUCCCAUUCCUCAAGGACAGAGGCGAGCACGAGCAUUGCCAUCUAUGCCAAGUCAGGACACAGCAGAGGAGAUUCCUGCUCCAAAGAGUAGGAAAAAGAAGGUCAAGAGGGAUGUGGAGAGUGUGGAUGAACAUGAUGAUGGUGGAAUGGAAAUGGGAGGGCUUACCAGUCGCAGACCUUCUGAAUGCCAGGAACCUUUGACCACAGAACCUGUGGACAAUCCGCCACAAAGGAGGAAAAAGAAGAAGAAAGCACAAGCAAUUGAUGUGGAGGGAGAUCAGACAGACCUGGUGUCAAAUGGAGAUAUGGUGGAUCAGAAUGUCGAAGAAGAGGUGAUGCGCAAACCAAAAAAGAGGAAAGUGAAACCUAAAGUCACAGAAACACAGUCCAACAAUGAAUUGGACAUAGAGGAUGAUGAUAUCAUCACAGACCCCCAGGUGCCUGUCCCCCAGCAUUCCUUGUUCUCCGCUCCCCAAGGACAGAGCCAGCCUGUGGGGAAGGUGUUUGUGGAGAGGAGCCGUCGUUUUCAAGCAGCCGAGCGAGUGGACCAGUGGAAGGCCAGUGGCCCGAUGGAGCAGAGCUUUAUGGACAGCCGCUCAGUGUGGACCACUAGAGAUGUCUCCUUGAGACUGCACAGCGGCUUUAGGGUGAUUGGCCUGUUUUCUCAUGGUUUCCUGGCUGGUUAUGCUGUAUGGAAUAUCAUUGUGGUCUAUGUUUUGGCUGGGGAACAGAUGAGCACUCUUUCCAACCUACUCCAGCAGUACAAUACCCUGGCCUACCCUGCACAGUCCCUGCUCUACCUGCUGCUGGCCCUCAGCACUGUUUCUGCCUUCGACAGGCUGAAUCUUGCCAAAGCCGCUACGGCCAUGAGGAGUUUACUGACCCUCAGUCCUGUGGCGCUUGCUUCCUUCUUGUACUUUUCUGCACUUGUUUUAUCGUUAAGCCAGCAGAUGACGAGUGAUCGCAUCAAUCUCUAUAAUCAGUACUCUAGCUAUAAUGUGACACUCUGGCAGCCGGGCUCAGAGCACAGCAUCCUUCACCCCUGGAUCAUAGUAAACCUGGUGGUCACUUUGCUGGUCGGGCUGGCCUGGGUUCUGAUGUCAACAAGUCCAGAUAUCGACCACACAGAAGAGUUUUUAAUGUCGAUGGAAUUGGAAUAUCCAAAAGCAGAAGAGAAGGGAAACAUCACUGCAUAAGGCACCUGAAGGCCUUUUUUCUACUGUGUUUUGAUACAUGGUUGAUUUGUCACUGUAUAUAUUAGAAAUGUCAAACACUUGCCUAUUGUAGGGUCUCAGCAAUAAAAAUUUUAAAUAAACCA
Messenger RNA from Cyprinus carpio (common carp), 1364 nucleotides. It is a transcript of the gene tmem237b, whose product is annotated as transmembrane protein 237b. Gene Ontology annotation, cellular component: ciliary transition zone. The transcript is spliced from 14 exons. Gene Ontology annotation, biological process: cilium assembly. The record is from RefSeq and is a predicted model, not a curated record. Bases 1 to 1242 code for a protein of 413 amino acids. Lineage: Eukaryota; Metazoa; Chordata; Actinopteri; Cypriniformes; Cyprinidae.